UCUGGAGCAAACAAACUCAUACCAGAGUCAUCUGGGAAAGCAGAUUAGAUGAAGAGGGCAUUUUUUUUUCUUUAAACAUUCUCCAGCAUGUGACUAUAUGACAACCGCUUCGAUGCAUCUAGUUAGAUUUUUGCUUAUUCUAUACGCUACUAUUUUUGACUCAAAUAUUUGGUAGUUUAAGUAUAUAUAUUAGAUUGCAUAACCGUUUCAUCAAUACUAUUAAAAAGGGGUGAUUUGGUUUUCAUUAUGCUUUUCAACCUUGAAACAAGCUGGGUCUGCCAACUUCUCUGACUUUUAGAGGCAAGCUUAGGAGCCUUUUUCUUAUGCUAGCAUGGAUCUUAAUGAUCUUAACAAAGUCUGGGAAAUCAAGCCUCUAAAAAGAAUCGGAGAAGAUGACGCAAGGAAGAUUCUCGAAAAGGUAGCAAAGCAGGUUCAACCGAUUAUGCGAAAAAGAAGAUGGAAAGUCAAUGUUCUUUCUGAAUUCUGCCCUGCCAAUCCAUCACUUUUAGGGUUAAAUAUAGGACCAGGUGCAGAAAUAAAGAUAAGACUUCGGAGGCCAAACUGCGAGUGGGAUUUCUUCCCAUAUGAGCAGAUUCUCGAUACCAUGUUGCACGAGCUUUGCCAUAAUGAACAUGGUCCCCAUAAUGCUCAGUUUUAUAACCUUUUGGAUGAAAUCAGAAGGGAAUGUGAAGAACUGAUGGUCAAAGGGAUUAAUAGCACUGGGAACGGAUUUGACCUUUAUGGGAGACGUCUGGGUGGGUCCUCCCAGCAACCACCUUUGUCAUCACUUCGCCAGACUGCAUUGGUAGCUGCUGAAAGCAGGGCACGUCAUAGAGCUUUGCUGCCUUCUGGACCUCAGUAUUUAGGUGGUGAUAAAAAUAUCAAGUCUUCUCUGAGUCCAAUACAAGCUGCUGCCAUGGCUGCUGAAAGAAGACUGCACGAUGACAAGUGGUGUGGGUCAAAAUCUCAAAGGAGUGAGCCUCAAAUGAGGGAGAAUACAAGUUCUAGUGAAGCCUCUUCAAGAUCUAUUCAAACUUCAGCUAUUCAAUCUGCAACAACCAAGGAAAAAUUUGAGGGAGCAAAAUGGCAGUGCAACACUUGCACUUUGUUAAAUAAGCCAUUAGCAUUGAUAUGCGAAGCCUGUGGAACAGAGAUGCAGAAAGGUGUUUCCAAGUUCAAAAUUUGGUCUUGCAAAUUUUGUACUCUAGAAAACGGGGUUGAGCUGGACAGAUGCUUAUGUUGUGGAGAAUGGAGAUAUUCAUAUGGCCCAUCAGUGACCACCCGUGGGCCUUACAUUGCUGUUAACUUCAUUGUGUUUAGAAGGUUCCAACCCAAAAUAUUAUGGCCUGUUACGCUUCCUAUGAAUUAGUCCGUAUCUAACCAAUGAAAAGGCAAGGCAAAGGUUAUAAAUAAGUGAUUUAGGCGCUUCAACUUCCAUUCUUUGUUGUGACGUGAAUCGAAGGCAUCAUAACCCUUUCUUUUUCUGCGCCGCCGAUAAGGAGCUUGUGGCUAUGGCGGAACCUGUAACCAUGCCGGACGUAACCAUGUCGGAUUCCAACACUCACGACCAAGGUGAGGAUCCUUACAAAUUUAUUUUCGAUCAUUCUCGUAUCUCAGCUUCGCAGGAAGAAUACCUGCGCGAUCUUUGUGUCAGAGCACGCGGUCACCACUCUCCCUCAACCUCCGUUGACUCCCCCGUUGUUCCCCUGGACGUUUUCCACACUCCACCGGAGAACACCUCGCCACCCUCCUUCUGCGACCAGCCGACGGCCGCCACCGAAUGCGACCAUCCUUGCACCGUUAAUCAUGCCGUCGAUGUUGACGCUGCUACGCAAGGGUUCAUCUAUUUGAGCGAGGGGUUGAACUUAGGGUUUUCAGGAGUUCAGCCGUCGCAGGGAACGAACGUCGUCGGUGAAAGCUCGGUGAAAACAUCAAAAUUUUCGGAAGGCGACAUGGGUUCUGAGAAAGAACCAUGCACUCCUGAAGUUGUUGAUUCGUUUAGAGGUCUCUUAGAGUUCACACAAGAAGAGGAGAAAGAUCUUGAAGAUUUUACUUUGUUGGAAGUAACCCAGGCUUCUGAGAUGGUUUUUCCUCGGCCAAAUUGGUGGCCGGAAGGCUUUGACGGAUUGGAGAAACCGCCAUGCUCUGAUGAUGUGUAUACAGCUUUGUUAAAGAUAAAAACUGAAAAGGAGAAAAAUUUUGAAGAUCUCAAUUUAUUAGAAGUAUUAGAAGUAGCCAAAGCUUGUGGGAUGGUUUUUACUCCGCCAAGGUGGUGGCCGGGAAGGCUUUGACGGAUGAGAAAAGUGUAAGAAAACUGUCAAAACUCUUUUUUUGUUGCUUCUGCUUCAUUUGCAGCUUUUUUGUGCAGUUCACGAGUUGACGUUUUGAUAAUACACGAGAUAUGUGAAUUUGGAAAA
Messenger RNA from Vigna unguiculata (cowpea), 2417 nucleotides. Its product is annotated as DNA-dependent metalloprotease WSS1-like. Gene Ontology annotation, cellular component: nucleus. Gene Ontology annotation, biological process: DNA repair. Lineage: Eukaryota; Viridiplantae; Streptophyta; Magnoliopsida; Fabales; Fabaceae. The record is from RefSeq and is a predicted model, not a curated record. Gene Ontology annotation, molecular function: metallopeptidase activity.